This is a messenger RNA of Meloidogyne enterolobii, 441 nucleotides long. The record is from the annotation of a GenBank genome assembly. Lineage: Eukaryota; Metazoa; Nematoda; Chromadorea; Rhabditida; Meloidogynidae.
UUUUUGCUCUAUUUAGUAUGGAUUAUUGUCCUCCCACCAAACGCGCAAGAGCGUUCUUCAUCGACAACCUCCUCUCUCUUGAUCAAUCAGGAGGAGAAGCUACUCCACAACAAUAUAUUGAACAACUUGAAAAUACUACAAAAUUCAUCAACAAAUUUAAAAUCACCAAAAACUACACAAAAUUUUUAAUCAGUAAUAUCCCGGCCGACCCUGAGGCCUUAUUAUCUGGGAUAUUCCAGCAUUGCUUCAAUGAGGCUACAAACAACGCCAAAAAUAAUGGGCUUGUUCCGGAGGAGCUGAGUUGUACUUUAUCAAGUGAGUUACUAGAUUCAGAUAUUUGGAUCCCCCUCAGGCCCACCUCCCAGAAUACCUUUAACACCCUGCUUAACCAAUUUAAUAAGUAAAUGUAAUGGUCGUUGAUAAGAAAAAUUUGAUCAACGA